This is a messenger RNA of Spirodela intermedia, 9652 nucleotides long. The record is from the annotation of a GenBank genome assembly. Lineage: Eukaryota; Viridiplantae; Streptophyta; Magnoliopsida; Alismatales; Araceae.
AUGAUCACCUCAGAGGAAGCCCUGCGCUUUGUCCUCAACGCUGCGCAGCGCCUGGAGCCAAUCUCUGUACCCAUCGAAGGAGCUUUGGAACGGGUGCUGGCGGAGGACGUUCGCGCAUGCGACCCCCUGCCCCCAUAUCCGGCCUCCAUCAAGGUACGCCAGUCGGAGCACGGCUGGAGCUUCUUCUUCUUCCUCCCUCUUCCUCUUCUCUCUGCCCAUCCUUUCCUUUGGUAUUCCUGCUCUCCAGAAUAAGGCGCGUGGUUCGCGUGAAAUAUUUUAAACGUCACAAGUAUUGAACGGGGGUUUUUUCCCUUGGUCUCUGUCCGGCAGGGGGAUUUCGAAGGUUCUCCGCGAGGGAUCCAGAUUUUUUACGGGGAGCACUGUCCAUAUCAACCAGGAAGACACUUUUAUUUGGCUGGGAACUAGCUCUUACUGAAUGUAGGAGGGAACCGAGGGGGUUAGUGUCUUUAGGGACCGAGUUCACGUCUGAAUUUCGCCCUUCCUCUUGCAUGUGGAAGGAAUUUUCCUCGGUUGGAUGUAGACGGUUUUAUUGUGGAAUUUUCAGAUGUUGAGAUUCAGAGGUUCUCUCAAUGGAAGCCCUGAUCUCCCGGACUGUGAUCAGAACAUUAGAAAGUGUAGUGAUGCUCUUCUCCAUUUUUGAGGUUUAAAAUUACAAGGACGUGGCUGCGAUUUAAAAAACAAUAAGAAAUGGUCUGCCGCAAAUAAAGUACUCAUAAUUUUUUUUUGGCAAUUUAUGUCUGAAAGAAUCAUCUUCUGUGAUUCCGAACGUGUGGCAUGAAACUUUCUUCUUCUUGACAUUUGACUUGUCGACUCACCUGUCAUUACUUCAUUCGAGUCCUCGCAUGACAUAUGUGGAUGACACCAAAGGGUGUUAAAUGUGCAUGUGCACGGGAUUUGUACUACUUUGUGAAUCUUAUUAUGCACUAGGUGAUGGUUUUAAGGAAGGGUGCUGCUCUGAUGGUGAUUAAUAUUUAGUAAAUGACAGAUAAUAAUUCAUGCAUACAUACGGGGUAAUUCCUAUCUAUUGCACGCAUAUUGGUAUUUUCCUUCUUUUUAUUUAUUUGGGAGGUUCUAAAAUUUGAAGCAUGUUUCUCUAUUAUGCAUUCAUCUGGAUCUGGAAGAUGAUGACUGGUAAACUGGCCUCCAUUUCUGGACGCUUUGUUUGAUUGUUGACACUUUUCUAAACGUUUUGAAUCAUGAAAAUUGAAAAUUUGUGGUGUAUUUUCUAUGAGUCUGUCCUUUAUAAUUGCAUGACCUUGGAAUAUCAUUGUUUUCUUGAAUUUUAAUAGUUCUAGGGAUCCGUUUGGAUUUAAAUUUGCAGAGUCCUUUAUCAAAGAGUAGAUGGUUGUCAGUUAUGUUAAUGAACUUCAAUUCUUCCCAAAAUAAAUAAAUUCGAGGACGGGAACUGAAGCAAUUCUUCUCGCAGGAUGGCUAUGCUGUUGUGGCGUCAGAUGGUCCGGGGGAGUAUCCCGUUAUUACUGAAUCAAGAGCAGGGGAUGAUGGAGUUGGUGUUGUUGUUGUUCCUGGAACUGUUGCAUAUGUAACAACCGGAGGUGAAUUUUCUUGCAACCAUCUGUCUCCUUGUUAAAAUAAUCCUAAUUGAAACUCCUUAAAAUGCUAAUUAUGGCAAUUCCGUGCACAAGAGUCCCAACAACCUUUUUCUCCAUAUUGGCAAUUUUUUUUAGAACUGUGGUUUUCUAACUUGGUUUUAUCUACGUGAAUCUGUUCGUGUUAUAAUGGUAAAUUACAUUUAAGGAACAGCUGAUUCGACCACUCCAUUCGGCCAAAGGAGGUUGUGGCCUAAAAAUUAGGUUAACUUGCUGCUGAAUUGACCGAAGUUAUUUGAUUUAGUAUAGUGCAACUUGAUAAUUCAAGAAAAGAUGUUGAAAAUCAAAAGUACAGGUAUAGAUCGGCUAAAAUCAAGUUCGAGCUCCUUGUUACCUGAGUGCUGAUUUAAUCAUAUCUACUGAGUUUAAAUCGUUCACUAUAUCUAUACGUAAAUUGUUCUCUCAGCUAUUUUAGUAUCUUGGUCUAUCUGGUUCUGCAUAUUUAUAUGAAGCUUUUUGUUGGUAUAGGUUCAUAAAACUCAUUUUUUUGUCUUCCAUCCUUCCACUCUAUUCAUGAGCCAAAUCUAAGUGCGGGAGAGUUAUCAAUGCGUCCUGUGUAGAACAAAUAGAGUGAUGAAAAUAAUGAUGUGUGAUGAAGUUUACUUAAAGUAAUGAUGUGAUGAAAAUUUAUGAUCUCAAGUAUUUCAACUAACUUUAUUUCAUGUCUAUUUUAUUUCAAACUAACUUUAUUUAAUGAUAUGAAUGAUUCACGUGUGUGUGUGUGUGUAUAAAGCAUUACUGUGAUUAUCUGACAAGAUAUGAUAAAGCAUGGAAUUUGGACCCUAAAUGGGAAGUAGACAACGCUAAGAUCUAAAAAAUUCAUUUGCAAAUCCGUUGGCUUCAAAUAAAUUAAUUCUUAGAAGACUAAAAUCGAGAGAGGAGAUGUUGUAAUAUCAUUCCUUGUUUCCUAUGCAGCAAGACAGUAGAUCAGCACCCUCUGUGCCUUACCCAUCCUAGAAGCUAUGAUAUAUCAUAUUGAAAAGCGAUACCAUCAAACGGGUGCACAAUGGACUUAGUUGCAGCAGCUUCACUCAUAAUCAAUUCUACAGGGGGAUGGUUCCCACUGUACCAAAUCAUCAUAUUUGUUGAGAUUUACCCUAUUCUUGUUGUCAGGCGGCUACAUGAAUAUUCUCAUAAUCAUCCGCUAUCAAGCCAUUGCCAAUUUAUUCUUGUCUGCUUGCAAAACUAUUAUUGUUUCCUUCAUCUUCAAAAUUUUCAGUAAACACAUUCUGCAUAGAAGUCGUACAGUGUCUGUCUCUGUAUUUGACACGAUCUGGUUAGUUUUUCUCUAAUCUAUUCAUAUAUUUAUUUGUUUCAUCACUACAUCUCUCUUUUUAGGACCAAUACCUGAUGGUGCCAAUGCUGUUGUGCAAGUUGAAGACACCGAGGAAGUAGAUACUGCGCCAAAUGGAUUGAAGCGCAUUAGAGUGUUGAAAAGGGUCACUGAAGGCUUUCAUAUCCGUCCAGUGGUAUGGUGGUGUAGUUUCUCCCCUAGUUUGCCUCAAUCCUAUUGUCAAAAUUCAUUGAUAGAAGUAUUGUUACACAAUGGAUUAACUUACUGACUUGGUAAACUUAGAUGCAAAUUCAUAAUUCUCUUUUUAUGAAAAUGGUGCUUUAUCAUCCAGUUAAGUUUUUUUGAGUUUAUGAUUACUGUCACACUUUUGGCAGGAAGGUUACUUUUGAAGUGGGCUGUGUCGUUAAAAGAUGCAGGAUUUGGCUGUAGUUUUAAUGUCUAAUACUGUGAAACCUAGUUCAGUUUGUCAAAUUCGAUCUGGUCAAUUAACAUCCCAGUGCAAAUUUCCAACGUUGAGGAAUUGAAACUUUUUAAUGUUGAUAAUAAAAGUUGGAUGCGACAUCUUACUUGUAACAGAAGAAACUUCUUUUGCGAAUAAAAUUCACUGGAAUAGAAAGUUUUUUUCAAGAUAUUGACAAAUUUGGGAGAAUUUGAUAAACUUUUAGCUUUUAUGUUCCAGACCUUAUUACGAUGAUCGUGAUAUUUCAGAAAUGUUUUUCAAAUGCUUCUUCAAGAGGAACAUGUUGCCUUAGUUAUUACUUCUUCCGUAGAUCACCAUAAAAUGGGAGUUUAAUUGGUACACACCAAGCUGUCAUAUCAUCAUAUUUUAAUGCUCUUUGUAGAGCUCCAAUACACUGGUAUUUUAAUCCUCAUAUCACGUCAUAUGGUCAAAACAUAUGUGCAUGCCAAAAACCCUUCAUGUUUGAAUGGCAGUAUUUUCCUUAAAUAGUGCCGUCAGAAAACGAUUGGGUAAUAAAAGAUAUGAAAACUGCAUAGCCUUGUAAACUUUAUCUAUCGGCCCAUACACAUGUCAGUUUGUUCGUGUGAGUUCAUAAAUCCGCAAAUUCGUCCUCGCAUAUAUCUUUGAAACUCUCAAAUAUUCGCAUUCCUGAAAUAACUAUCAUUCCAUUGGAGCAUAGUUAUAACUUCUGGUAUCUCGCUAUUAUUUCUCAACAAUGACGUUUUAUUAUGCUUUAGAAGAAUUAAAUUUGUGCAUGUAUUCAUACUUAGACUUUAAUUGCAUUCAAGCCAGAUGAUCAUACUUUUAUGAAAGUAUGUUUAAAAUAGAGAGUUUUGAAACCAGAUUAACUAGUUGGACUGCAGGGUAAAUUUGCUCACUUGACGUGUUAUUGGUUUAACUGGCCAGGGGUUUGACAUUGAGAAGGAUACGAUCGUGAUGAAGUCGGGCGAGAGAAUAGGAGCUUCUGAGAUUGGGUUACUUGCCACAGUGGGAAUCAUGACAGUGAAGGUGCGGAUUAAGCUGUUUGGUGUGUUAUUAUCACUUUUUUUUUAUUCUUUUUUAACCGACAUCAAGUGGAUGCAGGUCUACCCUACUCCGACUGUUGCAGUACUUUCCACUGGUGAUGAGCUAGUAGAGCCAACAACUCAAAAUCUAAGUAGAGGCCAGGUUCUCUAUCAUUCCCUUCCAUUUGUAGCAUUAAGUGAAUGAUAUUAGGAUUUUGGGGUCUGAUUUUCCUCGUCUUACAUUGCGCAAUGCAUUUGACAUCGUUAAGUUUUGAUGCUUACUGAUUCAUUUGUAGAUCAGAGACUCCAAUCGUGCUAUGCUGCUAGCAUCUUCAGUACAGCAACAAUGCAAAAUAGUUGACUUGGGCAUUGCUCCCGACAGUGAACAGGACCUUGAUAAAGUUCUGAAUGGUGCCAUCUCAUCUGGGAUUGAUAUACUUUUAACCUCUGGUGGUGUGUCUAUGGGUGACAGGGACUUUGUGAAGCCUAUUCUUGAAAGGAAAGGGACUGUUCACUUCAACAAGGUACAUAUAAAUUGCCUUUUCUGUGUGCUCUGAUUUAUACUAUACCCAUCUCCCAUUUCUUCCUGGACGACUUCUUGUGCUGUCAGAGAUUUCUUCUUAAGCAGCGGUUACACAGAUAAAAGGGCAGGCUGUUCCUUUUCUUGUUUGACUUCUAAGUCGUGAGAAUUAUGUUUAUUGGUUUGCCAAGCUUAGAACGGCUGAGAAAAUCAGCAGGAUGUAUCAACCAUUCAAUGCCAACUUUUGUAGGUACAGAACCUUAUCUCAGAGUACAUAGCGGAGAACUUCAUAGAGUAGAUAGCAGUGAGUCGCUGUCGGAGGCUGAGUUUUCAUAAAGGAUAAAACUUGUCAGUUCCGUGAUUCUGCUGUGUGACACAUGUUCUGUCAAUCUGUGUGACAGGUUUCUGUGAUAUUGGUCUAUCUUUCUGUGAUAUUGUAAGUCCUUUGCUUAGUUCUAAGUCCUCGAAGUGCAUAUUUUCCAAUGGUCUGUUGCAUCUAUUUCUUACAUGUCGUUUCGUAGGAAGAAUGCCUUUUGGGAUUACCAUUCAUCAUGCCAUAGUAUCCCACCUUUACUUAAGAGAGAUUUGAAAUUUUGGGUUUUGGCAAAUAACCCUUUUGAAUUUCCCUUCAGUAAUCAUUCUUUUCAUCAGCCAGUUCGGCGUCCAAUUAUUUGUUACACAGAAUUUUCGCAUGAAAAGUAGCCUUUCUGAGGUUAGGUUCAUGUGCUUUAACAUCAGUGAGUUUUGAUAUUUCCAAAGAUAACCUUUCUGCGGUUACCUUUUCUCUUUUACAUUUUUUUUUUGUUGUUGUAUCCUCUUUGGUAAUCAUCAUUGGAUUCCUUUCUGAAUGGAAACUCCCCGAUCUAUUCCACGAAAUUGGCAAUUAGCUUAGGAGGCCGUAAACUUGAUUUUCUUUUGUUUGCUCCUAGUUUGAAUGUGUGAUGAUUGCUAACCUAAUACACUAAAUAUGUGCUGGAACAGGUUUGUAUGAAGCCUGGAAAGCCUCUAAUUUUUGCUGAGAUAUCUGCUAAAACAAGAGAGGGUAAAAGUUCUAAGAAGGUUCUUGCAUUUGGUUUACCCGGAAAUCCAGUGAGCUGUUUAGUUUGCUUCCAUCUUUUUGUUGUCCCUGCAAUUCGUCAUCUUUCUGGCUGGGCUAAUCCUCACAUGCAGAGGUAACUUCCUUGUUAUGUAUUAUUCUAUGCCUUUUACUGUUUUCUUGUAAGGUAGAUAAUAUUAGGAUCGUUCCUUGUGUUGACUUGUAGCUACUGGUCGUAGAAUUUUGUCCCUGUAGGCAUUGCUUUCACGUAAAAAGAUAUGAAUACCAAGUUAAUAUUUGCAUACCCGGUGAUCAUAUUAUUCAAAUUUGAACGAGUCCAUCGUCUGUCUGGAUGUGGUGCUAUCGUAGGCUUUUGUUGUAUCACUACUUUUGAAAGGAAUGUUUGAUGACCCUAAUGUCAAAGAAGCCUUCUUCUGCUGAUCCCCUAAAUUUCGGCACCAGUAAACAACGUAUUUUCCCUGAUUCAAUGUUAUUAUGGUAUUCCAAGUAACAGUAUUCAAUAAAAAACAAGAGAGAUGAAAGCAGUCGAAGGUGUAUCUUACAUUUACAUCAAAGCCCCCUUUAAUUAAAAAUAUAUUAGCCUUUUAAAUAGACAAUUUGAAGACAUUCACAGAAUUGCAACGAUAUUGUAUUUAUUGAGGAAACAACGCCAGAAUCAGCAAAAAAGUGAUGAGCCUGGGGAAUUUCUUACAGCUAUACUUAAUCCCCUGAAUGAAUGAAUAACAAUUCAACUAGCCCUAAAGGUGUAGCAUUACAAAAAAUGUUCUUUAAAUCAAUAUGUGAUCCAAGAAAAGAACCCCAAAAAAAUCAGCAACGCCAUGUUUUGGUAUGUUUAAAAAAACAUCUAGUUCUGAGAUAAUCUAGCAGGACGCCAUGCCCAACUGCUUCCCGUCUGGCUUGGUUGGUUCCAACCAAAAUCUCUGGACCCAAAAAACCUUGUUCUGCUCUAGUCGGUCCCUAGUUUGUUUUUCGAGAGAGAAUUAUGGAGGUGGAUUCAAAACUAGGCCAGAGGUAUAGCACCCUCUUGAAUGCAUGAUAACGUGAUGUAAUAAUACGUAGGGAGAGGCUAGCGUGACUUUAUUGCCAAAAUGCAUUGCCCGACAAUAGAUUAUAUCAAAGCAUGGGUGCAACAUCAUCAUGCACGAUCUAGCAAGGAUACUCUCUUUUGAAAUAUCAAACGAAGAUCUUGAACUCAGAACCACUGAUUUGUCAUUUGCACUUAGCACAGAAUAAUCUAAUCACGCGGAAUAUGUUUUUAUCGUAGGAAGAGAAGGAAAAUGUUUUCAUAGUUCUAUGCCGGUUUCAUUCUUAUCCUGUUUUCUCUUACUUUUAUGCUGAAUCUUGAUGGAAGAUACCCAUCAACAGAGUUCAGGCUCGCACAUCCCAUCCUCUAAGGGCAGACCCAGGUCGCCCAGAGUUUCAUCGUGCUGUAAUUCGAUGGGUAGCUGAUGACGGAUGCGGUCGUCCUGGGUGAGCGCUGUACUUGAUGUCAUGGAUUUCUCUUUUCCCCGUUGGCUUGGGCAGAAAAAUUCUGAAGGAAGAAAUAAUUUCCUGACUGCAGCUUUGUCGCUGAAAGCACAGGAAAUCAAGCGAGCAGCCGCCUACUGAGCAUGAAAACUGCCAACUCCUUGUUAGAGCUGCCUGCUACAGGGGGUGUGCUUGCACCUGGAACUCUGGUCUCUGCCAUAUUGAUCUCAGAUAUUAUUGGUUUUCCUCAGGAGAAGGUAGAAAAAGGCACGGGUUCUUUGCCACCCGCUUUUAGUCAUACUGUCCAAAGGCAUAGUGAGCAUACAAAAGCGGAGCUUGGAUCCCGUGGUGCAGAGGCUAACACAUCCACAAAAGUUGCCAUUCUUACUGUGAGUGACACUGUUGCCUCGGGUGGCGGCCCUGAUAGAAGGUACUGAGUGAUCGCCCCUUCUCAAUUUAUAAACAUCACCUGAGUUUCCCCCCCUCCACAAAUCAGAUCUAUUUCUAUGAGUUGCACCAUUGACACGAGAUGGAUUUUGGAAAAAUCUAUCACCGGUAUGAUUCAAGAAUGAGACAGAUGAUCAGAAACAUGCUGACCCUAUUUUAUUUGUGACUCGAUUCUUUUUCCUCAGUUUAAGGCUUGCGCUGGGUCCUUAUUCCUAGUCAGUCACCCAAUCAUCCUUAAGAUGAUAAGAUUUGAUGGCUGUAGAUUAUAGCGUCAGAUCAAGUAUUCGAAAUUUUUUAUAAAAAAAUUACUCUUCUCCCACGUUAUCUCAAGGCAUAAUGUGUUCUCAUUGCAAGUUUCUGACCUAAUUUUGUGCCAAGUUGAUGGCCCAAAACACAGAAAUUCUAAGCUUUGUUCUAAGAAGAAACUUGACUGUUGUCUGCUAAACUUUCCCUCCUCCCUUCAUGCUUCGGCAAUCUCAUGACACGGCCCAUAUGUUUUCCUCUGAUUGAGUCUGGAGAUACCUUCUGGUACAGUCUGUCUGUAUGUAUGUAUGUAUGUAUGUUCAAGGGUGAAUUCCUUGCUCAAUGUGUUCGCCGGAUGAAUAGUGCCUUCAAAGCAAAAGCAUGCAUCCGGAUACACCCCUUUGGAUCUUUGUUUCAAAGGGGUCACUUUGUUGAUGCUAAACCAAAUAUGGCUGAGUUUCUAUUACUUUUUGCCUAAGAAGGCAAUGCAGUAAAUCUUGUACUCAGUGAACAAGGACUCCCUUUUCUGACUCCCUUUUUUUUCUCUGGAAUUUGAGUAAAUUUGUGAUCCAAUUGUUCAUGAGGAAGUUUCCAUCCGUUGCUCUCUUUGAAUUCCAAGAAUGGAAUCACGUGAUCUUCUUGCUGUUCUUUGGAUUCCGCAGCGGCCCCAGAGCGGUUUCUGUGGUGAACUCCAUGUCUGAAAGGCUCGGGGGAGCAUCUGUAGUCGCGACUUGCGUGGUUCCAGAUGAAACGGACAGAAUCCAGAGCACUCUGCGGCAAUGGUGUGAUAUCGACAAAGUCGACCUCGUCCUAACCCUAGGUGAGAACACUGCCAAAGCUUACGGCAAGUACCCACCAGAUAUCUCCUCCAUCUCUCCCUUCUCACAUUCUCUUCUUUAUCUUUCUCUCCCCCCCUCUCGCUCCUUAUUUUCCCAGGUGGGACUGGCUUCACUCCCAGAGACGUGACCCCGGAAGCCACAAAACCUCUGCUAGAAAAGGAAACUCCCGGCCUGCUGUUCGUCAUGCUCCAGGAAAGCCUCAAGGUAUCCCAUCUUGCUUUCAUCUUCAGGCUGAACGCAGUCUGUAAGAUAUGAGAUCAGAGAUCAAUUUGAAAAACAGAAAUUGAAUUGAAUCGAAUCUGCUUUGCUGUGCCUAGGUCACCCCAUCCGCGAUGCUCUCCCGAGCGGCAGCUGGAAUCAGAGGCUCGACGUUGGUGAGCCCUGCCGGGAAAAAAAAAGGGGAGAGAGGGGAGGGUCUUCCAUUUGAGCGUCUCUGGGAGGGAGGAGCAUCUUUUCGGACUGAUUGAUUGGCUUUGGGUGUUGCUGCAGAUCAUCAACAUGCCGGGAAACCCUAACGCGGUGGCGGAGUGCAUGGAAGCCCUCUCUCCGGCUCUGAAGCACGCCCUGCGGCAGCUGAAGGGGGAGAAGAGGGAGAAGCACCCGCGCCAUGUCCCGCACGCCGAGUCGAAGCCGGCGGACGAGUGGGAGCGGAGUCUCACGGCGGCGCGCGGCGGGCCCGGCUGUUCUUGCUAA